AUGGAGUUCCCCGAAAACAUCCCCCGCGACUAUACGGACUCAACGUCUUUUCCGGAUUUGAUGAACGAUCCUUUGUACGCUACCAAUACCGAAGGGAAAGACAGGGGGUUUGAAGACCCUGAUACCUGCCGAAUAUGCCGCGGAGAAGGGUCGGAGGAGGAGCAGCUAUUUUAUCCCUGCAAAUGCAGUGGCAGUAUCAAGUUUGUCCACCAGGCUUGCUUGGUUGAGUGGCUUUCGCACUCUCAGAAGAAAUAUUGUGAGCUUUGCAAAACGCCAUUCCGGUUCACAAAGCUGUAUGACCCGAACAUGCCACGUGAUCUCCCGGCGCCUCUUUUCAUGAAGCAACUUGUGGUUCAUAGCGUUCGUACUAUCAUUACCUGGCUGCGGUUCGUUCUUGUCGCAUUUGUCUGGCUCGGGUGGCUGCCUUGGUCAAUGCGGGCAAUAUGGAGGGCGCUUUUCUGGCUUGCAGAUGGACGUUGGUCAGGCGGCGACAAUUCUCAGCAAGGCACUGCUCAAGAACGUCUCGCUAAGUUGUUGGCAAAUAGCACCACUUUGAUAAAUGAUGUGACGACUACUACAAGCGCCGAAAUAUCGGCUGCUACUGAAUCUACAGUGACUAGUAUACCAUCUCCGGGGUCUUCUGUCUCGUCUAUUUUCGGUUUCUCUGCCAAUGAGCCAAUGAUGCUCACUGUGUUAAAAAAGGCUCUCUCAACCUUAUUCUUCCCUGCCAUCUCUUCGACCAACGGAGCGGUGAAUUCAAGCAAUACAACAACUGGCUCCUUAAAACAACGGUAUCCUUCGUGGCUUUCAGAUGUCAAGUUCCUGAACUCCCUCACACCGUCCCCUACAAUCAACAACAUCCUCAUUGAUACAUUGGAAGGCCAAUUAAUCACUCUGCUGGUUGUCAUCUCAUUUAUUCUGGUCUUUCUGAUCCGUGAAUGGGUUGUUCAACAACAACCGAUGGCCAAUAUCGCGGAUGGGGAGCGCGAAGCAGCAGUUCAGUUGAUUGCGAACAACCGCCCGAAUCAAGAAGAACCUGAGGCACAGCCCCCCGUGCAACUACAGGAUGAUGAUCAUACUGAUGACGAACAUCUUGAACAACUGUCCGACCAUGACGAAGAAGACCCGCUACCCAGUCCUCCAUUUCACUUCGAUACAAAUGGUAGGGCUUCCUUCUUAGAAGAUGAUGACUCCUUUGGAUUUGGCGGCAUGCCAUCAGAAGGCCCCAGUGCUUCAUCGGCCUCUCGACGUGACAUGGAUUUUGAUUAUGCUUCGACCAUCGAUGGUUCGACCGGUCCUUCAUCUGCCCAUACUAACCCAGCUCAGCCUGGAUGGGAGAGAAUCAGGGAUCUUUGGACGCGCGGAAAUGGUGAUCCGGAACAGGUCUUGAGAAUAAUUCGCGAAGAAGGUCGUCAGGAAGAACUUGCUUGGCUCGCUGGCGUCAUGUCAAGACGUGUGCACAAUAGUGAAACUCCCUUGAACUCGUCUGAUUCUACCGCCUUUAUGGAUUUGAACCAGUCUGGGGAGAACAACCCAGAACAGCCUCCUUUGAGCAAUUUUCAACAUUCCUCUGGAUCUACAGCGAAUGUCACUGCCAGUCCCACUUGGAAUACCGGUGAUUUACGUGAUUUACGUGAUUUACAUGCUCAAGGUGAGCAGGGCAGCUCCUCGCAGCCUUUUGCUUUCAAUUUUCUUGAGUCAGAGCCUGAGAAUAUGGAGACAAACGAGGCCACACCAAAUCCACAGGAUCACCCUUCGGAACCUUCGAACAAUGAACACGGCAAUGUAGACCAGGUUAACAUGUCUGCCGAAACAUCAAACGAGAGCAGGGCACCGGUUACAAAUGCUGAGACGUCUGAACACACACCAGUGCCCCCUCAGGCAGAACCUCAUUCCGGUCCCCCGAAAAGUUUGACAGAUCGAGUUUUCGAUUGGUUCUGGGCCGAUAUCACCCUCGAUGACCAAACACAAGACCCUCCACAGCAGGAUGAUGAGCACAUUGUUGAGGAUCCCGCAUUAGAAGCACCAUUUAUCCCGGUACAGAACAACCGUCGCUUUGCUAAUGCUGGCGCCCAGGAAGAUCAAGAUGUUGCACCUCUUGCAGCAGAGGCUGGCAUCGAUGCGAAUGAUAUUGAUGCGGUUGAAGAAGGUGAUGACCUAGAGGGGAUCCUUGAGCUUAUUGGAAUGCAAGGUCCCAUUUUUGGUCUCCUACAAAAUGGCGUUUUCAGUGCUCUUUUGAUUUCGUUCACGGUGGCUCUUGGAAUAUGGCUCCCCUAUCUAUGGGGCAAAAUUGCACUGGUUCUUUUGGCCAAUCCCAUCCAACUGGUCUUUGGCGUCCCUAUGACUGCUGUCUCUGUUAUAGCGGACGUAACGCUUGAUACGCUCAUCGGAAGCUUGGGAUAUGUCAUGUAUUGGGUCAGCCUUAUCUGCAAGUUGGUGCUGAGCCCUGUCAGUGCAUUCGUUCCCCUGGGAGAUUGGAUCCCACAGACCAAAUCCGUCACCAGCGCAUCACUGUCUCUCAUUGAUGCCAGUAGCCAUCGUCUCAAAAAGGUGGCCAAUGCCUUUUUCAUCUUCCACGAAUCAGACGUUCCAAUGUUCUCGGUUCUUUCUCAUCAAGCUUUGAAAAUCCACCAAGCCCGCAUCUCUGGUCUCUUUAAAUCGGUUUUUAUUGUCAUAAAAUUUGUGUUGCAUGACUUCCCUCUACGAAUCGUUACCCUUGGAGUGCCAGGGGCUCUAUCUUUCGAUUAUCAUGCUGCCGACCUUAAGAAUGUUUUGAUACAGGGGCGAGAUCAAAUCUACAGCCUUAUCAAUCACCCACUUAUCUCGAUGAACAGCAAGAAGUGGGUUAACGCUGGUGCAGCGAAGGCUGCCAAUAUGCCUGUUGAUUAUGACUUGGCAGUUUGGGAUACGAAAGACCGAAUCAUCGCAAUCACCAUGGGCUAUCUUCUCGCAUCAAUGCUCGGACUUCUCUACCUUCGCAUCACCGGCCUUCUUUCCGGAAUGAAUCGGGGACAGCGAAUCGAGGGCCUUGUUGCUGAUAUCCUCCACCAAGCUGGGGGCGUGAUGAAAGUCAUCUUAAUCAUCGGCAUUGAGAUGAUAGUGUUCCCUCUGUACUGCGGUUCAUUACUCGACAUUGCGCUCUUGCCCCUUUUCGACCAGGCCACUAUAGCCUCGCGCAUUUCCUUCACCUCUUCGUCGCCUUUAACAUCCCUUUUUGUGCACUGGUUCAUUGGCACAUGCUACAUGUUCCAUUUUGCUCUCUUUGUGUCGAUGUGUAGGAAGAUCAUGAGAAGCGGCGUUCUCUAUUUCAUUCGUGAUCCUGAUGACCCCACCUUCCACCCCGUUCGCGAUGUCCUGGAGCGCAAUAUUACUACGCAGCUUCGUAAAAUUGCCUUUAGUGCGUUAGUUUACGGCACCUUGGUUAUCGUCUGCCUCGGUGGGGUUGUAUGGGGUCUAUACUACGCAUUUGAUGGAGUCCUGCCUAUUCACUGGUCUGCGACGAUUCCUGUGCUCGAAUUCCCCGUCGACCUAUUGUUUUAUAAUUUUGUGAUGCCCCUUGCCAUCCGGUCUAUCAAACCUUCCGAUCAGCUACAUGUUUUGUACAACUGGUGGUUCCAAAAGUGCGCUCGCUUCCUUCGAUUGACGAACUUCUUCUUUGGUGAGAGGCGGCUUGACGAGGAGGGACACCACGUGAGACGGACUUGGUGGAGCGUUCUGUCAGCGAAGAAAGGGGAUUCCGAGCACCCUGUGAUCGGUCCGGCGCAACAAAGCCAGGUGGACCAAAAAAAUCUAGACACUUAUUUCUUGCGAGACGGAAGAUAUGUUCGGGCUCCAGCUUCUGAUCAGGUCCGCAUUCCAAAGGGUCGCCAGGUCUUUCUGGAAGUAACUGAAGCCAACGAUCGUGUUGAUGGGGCUCCGGAUCCGGACGACGGGCUACAUGGCCGGGACAGUGACAUGUUCACCAAGGUUUACAUUCCUCCGUCCUUUAGGACUCGAAUUGCAGCGUUCAUCCUCCUCAUAUGGUUGUUCGCCGCCGCUACCGGUGUAGGCAUCACUAUUAUUCCACUGGUCAUUGGUCGGGCGCUCAUGUCGUCGUAUUUCCCCAAUCGCUCACCAUUGAAUGAUAUUUAUGCUUUCUCCACAGGCAUGUGCAUCACUGUCGGUGUUGCCUAUUCUAUCUACUAUUGCAAGACGCGCUUGGGUGCAGUACAAGAUCAUUUGAGCUCCUAUCUGCGCUCUCCGCGACAGGCUUGUGUUGGGUUGGCUCAAAUUGGACUUGAUGCUCUUCGCCUGGCUUACAUUUUUGUUGCCUUCUCAGUCUUUCUGCCUUCUCUCUUCGCGCUGACCAUGGAGCUUUAUGUGCUGGUUCCAGUACACACAUAUCUAGGUGGUCCACAAGCUCAUGUCAUUCAUUUUGUCCAGGACUGGACCCUGGGAGUGCUCUAUGUCCAAAUGGCUAUCAAGUUUGUUCUGUGGAAUUCCACGUCGCGCCCAGCAGCAGCACUGAACAGCGUCUUUCGGGAUGGUUGGCUCAAGCCAAAUGCCAGCCUGGCUACACGGGCAUUGGUGCUCCCUAUCACUCUCCUGGUAACUGUUGCGGUCAUCGUUCCGCUGUCUUUUGGGUUUGUACUUAACUCGACGGUCUUCCACGCAACACCAGGGGUGCAAUCCGAAGUCUACCGCUAUGCCUAUCCAGCCACCUUGACCAUGAGCCUAGUGUUGAUUAUUGCCCGCUUGGUCCGUCGACAAUUAGAAAUCUGGAGGGUCCAUGUUCGGGAUGACGUGUACUUGAUUGGAGAACGACUGCAUAAUUUCAGCGAGAAGCGCGCGAAAGAUGUCGGGGCAGCUCGACGAGUGAUUACAGGAUGA
Molecule: messenger RNA, 4869 nt
Organism: Aspergillus wentii DTO 134E9
Lineage: Eukaryota; Fungi; Ascomycota; Eurotiomycetes; Eurotiales; Aspergillaceae
Product: E3 ubiquitin-protein ligase SSM4
Exons: 2
Coding region: 1-4869 (1622 amino acids)
Cellular component (GO): endoplasmic reticulum membrane
Molecular function (GO): zinc ion binding
Source: RefSeq, a predicted model, not a curated record